AUGGCCACCCCAGGGAUGCUGUAUGUGACUAUGCAGCCAAAGCCUGGCCUGUCACUCGACCAAUUCCACGAGUGGUACAACAACGAGCAUGGCCCGACGCGUCUUCGCCUGCCCGAGAUUUUCCCCAACGGUCUGCGGUACCAAGCCAUCGACUCAGCCGAACCAGCCUUCUUAGCCAUCUACGAUGUGACUUCCAUGUCGCACUUGACUACCCCGACCUACACAACCCUUAGAGAAAACCGAUCCGCUCGUGAAGCCGAGACUAUCGGCCAGGUCGACGUGUGCCGAUCUUUUUUGGACCUCGUCUUGUCACGAAAAUCUCCCAAUUUUGUCCCUCCCGAGAACCUCACUGACGAGGAGGCUCUUGGGACUCAGCUUGUCUCGGUGUCUAUUACACCGGCAGAUGCUGAGGGCGCCGAGAAAGAGAUACUCAAGUGGUGGGAGGAGGAACACGCCGAGAUGAUCUCCAAGAUCCCAGGUUGGCUGAGAUCCCGCGUAUACCGCACUUCUACCCUCGAAGGUAGCGGCAAGGCCAAACUCGUGGCACUAAACGAAUUCAGCAAAGACAAUGGGCUUGGAGGUCCGGAGCACAAAGCCUCUAAGGAAACCCCUUGGGCCCAGGAAGUCUUUUCCAAGUCUUUCGCUGAUAUGGGAGUGCGAACUUAUUCGUUGUUCUACAUUUUCGGUCCAGCUCCUCGAGACCUCCAUCACCUCUCCCGCCUCCCCGACACCAAGUCCUUCAGCACAGUGGACUCCAAAACAAAGACCAUAACCGGGUCAUCGGCGUCAAUUGACUCGUUCGUCACGACUUCUGACGGUCUUGUCCUACCUUAUCGUCUUGAGGGAAACCCUUCGCCCUCCGCACCGACUGUUGCGUUGUCGAACUCGCUUCUGACUUCAAUGCACAUGUGGGACGCCUUCGUCGCCAUCCUCAAGGCGGAGAGGCCGGACCUCCGCAUUUUGAGAUACGACACGCGCGGCCGGCAUGCUGGCACCCCUGCUACUCCCGCCACUCUGACCAUGCUUGCGGAUGACAUUGACACGUUGCUGACGGCGCUGCGUAUUCCGAAAUUGCAUGCACUCAUCGGCGUGUCAAUGGGAGGCGCGACCACCUUGCAGUUCGUUCUUCUGCACGGCAGUCGAGUUUCCCGCUUCGUGGCCUGCGACUGCAACGCCACCUCGAGCGCAGCAAACACAGCCGCCUGGAAAGAGCGCAUUGCCACAGCCGAGUCAACCUCUGAAGACGGAUCUCCUGGCAUCCGCAAAUUGGCUGGGGUCACAGUAGAACGCUGGUUCCACCCGUCAACCAUGUCCGACAAGAAGGAGCUCGCUCAGGCCAUGACAGACAUGGUGGCGGCCAACGAUGUCGAAGGGUUCAAGUACAGCUGCCAGGCGCUUUGGGACUAUGACCUGAAGGGAAAUCUCGGGGCAUGUCAGGUGCCUGGAAUCCUCGUCGUAGGCGACGGCGACGGCAAGGGCGCGUUGGUCAAAGCCAUGGAUGGUUUCAAGGGCCUUGUUGGAAAGGAAGGCGCAGAGCUCAGAGUCGUGCCCAACACGGGGCACCUGCCCAUGUUUGAAGACGCGGCGGCGUUCUGGGCUAGUAUCAAGAGCUUCGUAUGA
Pyricularia grisea is the source of this 1620-nucleotide messenger RNA. RefSeq lists its product as uncharacterized. The record is from RefSeq and is a predicted model, not a curated record. The transcript has a single exon. Lineage: Eukaryota; Fungi; Ascomycota; Sordariomycetes; Magnaporthales; Pyriculariaceae. Bases 1 to 1620 code for a protein of 539 amino acids.